Molecule: messenger RNA, 678 nt
Organism: Prorocentrum cordatum
Lineage: Eukaryota; Dinophyceae; Prorocentrales; Prorocentraceae
Source: the annotation of a GenBank genome assembly
AUGCCCCUGAACAGUUGUCUGCCGCAGCCGCUUAUCGAUGCCACCACGGUUGCGUGCCAACCUGGCGGGCGGCUCGCAAGUGCGCGCCGCGCCCCGGCCGCAGCGAUGUCCGGGCAGGGAGAAGUUGGCUUCGAGGAGAGAUACGCAACGGCGGGACCAUCAUCUUCGUCACGCGCGGCUGGACUGCUUCCUGACGGCGUGACCGAUCAGGAUGAGCCGCCAGCUCAUCUGCCGAGAAUAUGGCACGACCUGUUCAAGCAAGGCCAAGUGCUCACAGCGCUGUUGCUCAGCACGUCGUUCUCCGAGAAGUACCGCGGCCGCAACAUGUGGCCGGACACGCCGAACAACGUCGCGGAGAUCCGGCUGCCCGCGUUCAGCGGCAGCGGCGACGCGGCCGGCGGCGAGAAGACGUGGAAGCCCACCUUGCUGGGCAGGUGCGGGAACCGGGAGGCAGUGGCAUUCAUAUGGAGGGGCGACGACCAGGAUGACACUGGCACCUUGUACGUUGCAUUUUCGCCUUUACGAUAUAAAUCGCAGUUUGUGAAGGUUGUUGGCGCUGGGCUUGCUACUAAUGGCUUGAGCUUGAGAAGGACAGCUGCUCAAACUACGCCAGCUAAUUGGGGCGCAGCAGAUGAUACUGGGCAGGAGUUGCACAUCUCGGUGUCCACCUAUUGUUAG